Triticum turgidum subsp. durum (durum wheat) is the source of this 3012-nucleotide messenger RNA. The record is from the annotation of a GenBank genome assembly. Lineage: Eukaryota; Viridiplantae; Streptophyta; Magnoliopsida; Poales; Poaceae.
AUGGCGAGUAAUAUGCAGACUCCUGGUCCGCCUCAGCCCCCCCGGCCUCCUAUGAUGGGUUCUACCGCGCCACAAAAUAUGGGACAACCAAUGCCCAUGCAGUGGCCACCAGGUCCGCCACAACAGCCUCCUCAGUUCAUGCAACCAGCGCCACAACAGUAUCGGCCUGUUGGUCAGGCCAUGCCAGGAGUUAACAUGGGCAUGCCAGGGCAGAUGCAACAUUUUCAGCAACCUGGGCCACAUAUUCCUCACUCUGGUCAUGUUCCGCCUGCAUCGCAAGCUGUUCCUAUGCCGUACCAGGCAGCUAGACCUAUGUCAUCAGCUCCUAUGCAGCCACAGCAGCAAGCUGUAUUCCCUGGUGGACUUAUGCCCACCAUGGGCACCCCUAUGCCGCCUCCUUCUUAUACCUAUCAACCAACAUCGGUUCCUCCUGGAUCUCAACCCUGGGGCACAGCCCCGGGUCAGGGCGCACCUCUUGUGUCGCCGAUGGUGCAGCCUGGGCAUCAGUCUCUCUCAGCUUCAGUGCCCCCAGUGAGCUCAACUGAACCUAGCUCUGCGGAUUGGCAAGAGCACAGUUCAGGGGAUGGAAAGAAGUACUAUUACAAUAAGAGGACAAAGCAAUCAAGUUGGGAGAAACCUGCUGAGUUGAUGACCCCUUUGGAGCGGGCUGACGCUUCAACUGAAUGGAAAGAAUUUACUACAGCAGAAGGACGGAAGUACUAUUACAACAAAGUGACAAAGCAAUCCAAAUGGUCUAUUCCUGAUGAGCUAAGGAUUGCACGUGAAUUAGCAGAGAAGACAUCAAAUCAGCAGCCUGUCCGGGAGAUUGAAUCCACUGCUGUUGCCCCUGUUGGAUCCACUUCUGUUGCCCCUGUUGGAUCCACUUCUGUUGCCCCUGUUGGAUCCACUUCUGUUUCUGUGGAGCCUUCCUUACCUGCCAAACAGUCUUCAUCUUUAGUAGGAACAAUUGCUCCAAGCUCCCAUGAUGCGAUAGCAAACUUGCCUCCUCCUGGUGCUGGCCCGUCGUACAAUGGGGAUAUAUCUUCUUCUAGUUCCAUGCAAAACGGUGGAACAAGUGCUGCUGUGGUUGCCCCUGUUACAACGAGCACGGGAAUUCCAUCAGUUGCAAGUGAUGCAGGGACAAACAGAAGCACUUAUGGAAGUUCAUCUCUACCUAGUACUACUGACACAAAAGUUGGAGCAUCUGCUGAAGAUUUGGAGGAGGCCAAAAAGACAAUGCCAACUGCAGGGAAGAUCAAUGUUACUCCGCUGGAGGAUAAAACAAGUGAAGAAGAACCUGUUGUUUAUGCUACUAAGUUGGAAGCAAAGAAUGCAUUCAAGUCCCUGCUUGAAUCAGCAAAUGUUCAGUCUGAUUGGUCAUGGGAUCAGGCCAUGAGAGUUAUUAUAAGUGACAAAAGAUAUGGUGCUCUGAAAACUCUUGGAGAGAGAAAGCAAGCUUUCAAUGAGUACUUAAACCAGCGGAAAAAGAUUGAAGUUGAGGAGAGGCGUGUCAAGCAAAGGAAAGCACGUGAUGAUUUUCUCACAAUGCUGGAAGAAUGUAAGGACCUUACAUCAUCACUGAGAUGGAGCAAAGCAAUUACUAUGUUUGGGCAUGAUGAAAGGUUCAAUGCUGUUGAACGCCCCAAGGAGCGUGAAGAUUUAUUUGAGAACUAUCUCGUGGAGCUGCAAAAGAAGGAAAAAGCAAAGGCUGCUGAAGAGCACAAAAGACGCAUAGCAGAAUAUAGAGAAUUUCUUGAGUCAUGUGAUUUCAUCAAGGCAAACUCCCAGUGGCGAAAAGUUCAAGAUCGGCUAGAGGAUGAUGAACGCUAUGCCCGACUUGAGAAGAUUGACCGCUUGGAUGUUUUUCAAGACUAUAUAAGGCAUCUUGAGAAAGAAGAAGAAGAACAGAAGAGAAUUCGGAAGGAGCAAUUAAGGAGACAGGAACGGAAAAACCGCGAUGAGUUUCGGAAGAUGAUGGAAGAACAUGUUGCUGAUGGCACACUUAAUGCAAAAACUUACUGGCGUGACUACUGUUCACAGAUAAAAGAUUCACGUGCUUACCUGGCAGUUGCUUCAAACUUGUCUGGCUCGAUGCCAAAAGAACUCUUUGAUGAUGUCAUGGAGGAGCUUGAUAAGCAGUAUCAAGAUGAUAGGGCUUUAAUUAAAGAUGAAGUGAAAUCUGGAAAGAUUCCUAUGUUGGCCUCAUGGACAUUAGAGGACUUCCAAGCUGCUGUUACUGAGGAUGAAAAAUAUAAAGGAGUGUCGAACAUAAAUAUCAAGCUUAUUUAUGAGGACCAAAUUGAAAGGCUCAAGGAAAAGGAUCUAAAGGAGGCCAAGAAGCGUCAGCGACUGGGUGAUAAUUUUCUGGAUCUACUGUAUUCAAUCAAGGAAAUUACUGCUGCUUCAACAUGGGAUGAUUCUAAAUCACUAUUUGAUGAUACCCAGGAAUACAGGGAUCUGGGUGGCGAGACAUAUGCUAAAGAGCUUUUUGAAGAGUAUAUUGCCCGCCUCAAAGAAAGGCUUAAAGAGAAAGAGCGCAUGAGGGAAGAAGAGAAGGCGAAGAAAGAGAAAGACCGUGAAGAGAGAGAAAAGAAGAAAGAGAAGGAAAAGGAAAAGAAGGAGAAAGAUCGCAAAGACAAAGAAAGAGACCGAGAGAAGGAAAGAGAAAGGGAAAAAGGAAAAGACCGGUCAAGGAGAGAUGAAAUGGAUAUUGAUGAUGAUGUGGAAAUUCAUGCCUCAAAAGAUAAGAAACGAGAGAAGGAUAAAGAAAAGAAGCAUAAAAGGCGCCACCAUGACACCACAGAUUCUGAAAGGGAUGAGAAGGAUGACUCGAGGAAAUCUCGAAGGCAUAGCAGUGAUCGCAAGAAAUCUAGGAAGCACACCCAUGCUUCAGACUCAGAUAGUGAAAACCGGCAUAGAAGACACAAAAAGGAUCGAGAUAGUUCCCGCAAAAAUGGUGGGCAUGAGGAGCUUGAAGACGGUGAACUUGGAGAAGAUGGGGAGAUCCGUUAG